CUGAUAAUAUCAUCAAACAAGUAUACGUUAUUAUGAAUGAUAAUAACACUGCAUUCAAAGACAAUUACUGCAAAAAACGGCGAUACCCAUAUACUCCAACAACACUAAACUUUUUGAGUGAUAAAACUGCGCUUUUUCUCUUGCAACAUUUUUAA
Messenger RNA from Dentiscutata heterogama, 155 nucleotides. The record is from the annotation of a GenBank genome assembly. NCBI's taxonomy places the organism in Eukaryota, Fungi, Glomeromycota, Glomeromycetes, Diversisporales, Gigasporaceae.